UGGAAGAAAGCUUUGUGAGGAAAUGCAAAUGUUCAACCCUGAAAAAGGAGUGAGGAGGAGUUGGGCAGAAAGAGGAAGGUUUCUCUCCAGCUCUUCUCUUACCGAAACAAUUAGUUUUUCUCUCAAUUCACGAUGCAGCUUUGUGGAGCUCUGGUGCUGUUCACAACUCUGUCGACAGCAUGUGCAUUAAGAUGCUACACAUGCACAGCCACCGACCCCAGAUCCUGCACAGACACCAAAUCCUGUCCUGUCAUCUUCAACCGCUGCUUCUCCCUCAGAGUAGAAGGUUAUGACAUGGUUACCAAGGGCUGCCAAACCAGUAUAGCAUGUGUUGGUGCCAUGGCUUGCUGUGAAGGCGACUUGUGUAACCGUGCCGUACCCGCUGGUUCCAGUGCCAUCCUCCUGCUGGUGUCCUCAGCCAUCUUCGCACUCGUUCUCUGAGCAUGACGAAUUCAGUUGUUUCAGUGAUGUACUUUGUUCUGACCCAAUUUGUACAACUAAAGAAGAAUAAACAUUUCAUUCAGUC
This is a messenger RNA of Acanthopagrus latus (yellowfin seabream), 526 nucleotides long. RefSeq names its product lymphocyte antigen 6G-like. The transcript has 3 exons. The coding region runs from base 133 to 441 and encodes 102 amino acids. NCBI's taxonomy places the organism in Eukaryota, Metazoa, Chordata, Actinopteri, Spariformes, Sparidae. The record is from RefSeq and is a predicted model, not a curated record.